Messenger RNA from Trematosphaeria pertusa, 1090 nucleotides. RefSeq names its product alpha/beta-hydrolase. The transcript has 3 exons. Gene Ontology annotation, cellular component: mitochondrion. Bases 31 to 978 code for a protein of 315 amino acids. Lineage: Eukaryota; Fungi; Ascomycota; Dothideomycetes; Pleosporales; Trematosphaeriaceae. The record is from RefSeq and is a predicted model, not a curated record.
CGAAAACUUUAAACCUCCAAACACUACACGAUGCGCACGCUACAAAGGGGCCUGCAGCCUCUCUACACGCCCUUCCUGCACCCAAAGCAUAGCACUCGGAUAAGUCUUUCGCCAGCAACAGCAAACCCAGCAUGGACGCGUUUCUUCCACGCCAGCGCAAGCAAUCGUGCCCUCGACCUUGCCUACAACCUGCACGAUAGCAAAGGCCGCUCAAAGGGACCGCCCAUUAUAAUCCUCCACGGCCUCUUUGGCAGCAAAACGAAUAAUCGAAGCGUUAGCAACGCCUUCUCCCGCAUCCUCUCUCGCCCCGUCUACGCCAUCGACCUCCGCAACCACGGCUGCUCCCCGCACGACAAAACCCACAACUACACCGCCCUUGCCGAAGAUGUCGAGCACUUCCUACGCAAACACAAUUUGCACGACGCCACGUUGAUCGGGCACUCGAUGGGCGCGAAGACAAUCAUGACCAUGGCGCUGCGAGACCCCGAGUGCUGCGACAACAUCGUGGCCGUCGAUAAUGCACCCGUAGACGCCGCGCUCGCAAGCGACUUCCCAAGGUUCAUAGAGGGGAUGCGCAAAGUCGAGGAAGCCAAACCCAUGAGCCAGAAGCAAGCGGACCAGAUACUCGAACCAUACGCGCGGGAGCUCGCCGUGCGCCAAUUCCUGCUCACCAACCUGAUCCGACCCGAACCCUCCGAGCCGCUCAGGUUUCGCAUCCCCGUGCGGAUAUUGGGCGAUUCGCUGGAUAACAUGGCGGAUUUCCCGUUUACGGAUCCGGACCAGGCGCGGUUUAGCAAGAGGAGUUUGUUUAUUCGGGGUACGAGGAGCCACUAUGUCGCUGAUGAGACGUUGCCGAUCAUUGGGAGGUUUUUUCCGCGGUUUGAGCUGGUGGAUGUCGAGGCGGGGCAUUGGGUUAUUAGUGAGAAUCCGGAUGCGUUUGUUAAGACGGUUGUGCAGUUCCUUCAAGAUAAGGACUAAGAUAAUAUUCUAGAUUAUGUACUGUUAUCCCCGUUUCGACAGCAUCAAGUAUAUACAUUCGAACAGAAAUGCGCCCCCUUGUGGUCAAGGAGUCGGAUUUGCCAAAGGCAAU